GGGCGUUUCCAUGGUGACAUCAGCAGGCUGUCUCGAGCUCGCUGACACGUACUGCUUUAUUAACAAAGUGCAGUAGGCGAGCAGGGAAGUAGCUAAACGGCCUCAAGCAGGGGAGAUAAAUUGUUGGAUUAGCAAACUCUUCAGGUCUCUGUUCCUGGUUUCAUCAUGAACGUGUUUGACCGCAGCAUCAACAUCGACGCUCUCUUCAAGCUCUCUCAGAUAUCUCACUCCACCCAGGUGCACUUGAAGAAUGUGUACUCCAGCCUGGCGCUGAGUAUGAUCGUGGCCGCCGCCGGCUCCUACGUUCAUGUUGUUACCCGUCUUUUUGAGGGGGGCGUUUUGUCCUUACUCGGCUCUGUGGGGUUGAUGUUCUGGCUCGCCAUGACGCCCCACAAUCCCGAGACGGAGAAGAAGAGGCUGGCUAUCCUCGCCGGGUUUGCCUUCCUCACAGGCGUUGGCCUUGGACCCACGCUGGACUUUGUCAUCGCCAUCAAUCCCAGCAUCAUCGUGACAGCCUUCCUGGGAACGUCUGUCAUUUUCGUCUGCUUCACUCUCAGCGCCCUGUAUGCUAAACGCAGGAGCUACCUGUUCCUGGGAGGAACACUGAUGUCCGGCCUGUCCAUCCUCUUCCUGUUCUCUGUGAUGAACAUGUUCUUCGGCUCUCUGAUGCUGUUCAAGGCACACAUGUACCUGGGACUGCUCAUCAUGUGCGGCUUCGUCCUCUUUGACACUCAGCUGAUCAUUGAGAAAGCAGAGAACGGAGACAAGGACUACAUCUGGCAUUGCGUCGACUUGUUUCUCGACUUUGUCACCAUCUUCAGGAAACUGAUGAUCAUCCUGGCAAUGAAUGACAAGGAAAAGAAGAAGGAGAGGAAGUAAAGGGCUUUGGCGUGAUCCACUGUAAAGGCGAUGCACUUGGUGCUUUUCACUUUCUGUCUUCAUUUCUCCAAUUAAAUCUUCUGUGGUCUUAUGUUAUUGACAGUUCUUGGACUUGUUUUUUGGAGCUAGCGCUGACUGAAUGUAGGUUUCUGGGGCAGGAGGGCCGGUUUCCACCUGGCUGACAGUUCAGCCCAGCAGCUGUAGGGGGCAGUACUGCGUAACGGAGGAUCACAGGUGCAUUUGCACUCAAGAUUUUUACAUCGCUGUUGUUUAGUGCCAUGAAUUAAAGAGAUCGUAGACUGAUUUACUGCAUCUUGUAAGCUUCUUGGACUGAUUAUAAGUUUUUCCUUUUGACGUUUUGUUUUUUUGCUUAUUUAUAGAUUUUCCUGUUUUAUUUAGUGGGAUAUUUUAAAAAGUGUAGCGUCACAGCGUUUCUGAAGAUCUUCAUCAGAAAUUCCAGUUUUCUUUCCUCAAACACUUUUUCUUAAGUUUCAGAUGAGGCGUUGUAACCCGACAACGACCCGUCUGAACUCAUUUACCCAGCAUUCAUCUGGUUUGAGGAGACAGUAACAUCGUUCUAACCACACUUCUCUGCUGUCUGACACUAGUUUGCCAAAUUCAGUGACGUAAACCUGUCAGGUUUUUGCUUCCUUUUCCUUUUAAGUGUAAACUGUGAAGAUUUUAUUUUAUCGAUGUGGAACUGAAACUAAUUUCAUACAUUUGCUCAAAUAAAUGUGUUGAACAAAUUUAAA
Molecule: messenger RNA, 1631 nt
Organism: Oryzias latipes (Japanese medaka)
Lineage: Eukaryota; Metazoa; Chordata; Actinopteri; Beloniformes; Adrianichthyidae
Gene: tmbim6
Product: transmembrane BAX inhibitor motif containing 6
Biological process (GO): cellular response to unfolded protein; negative regulation of apoptotic signaling pathway; negative regulation of endoribonuclease activity
Cellular component (GO): mitochondrial membrane
Molecular function (GO): enzyme binding
Source: RefSeq, a predicted model, not a curated record